Podarcis muralis (Common wall lizard) is the source of this 2618-nucleotide messenger RNA. Its product is annotated as protein FAM163A. The record is from RefSeq and is a predicted model, not a curated record. Lineage: Eukaryota; Metazoa; Chordata; Lepidosauria; Squamata; Lacertidae.
GAUGCUUCUCAGUCACCGAGUCGGAGCAGAACUCGAAGUUUCCGUGUGUGUUUGUGUGUGUGUGUUUAAGCAGAUGCUGCAGCUUUUUGGAGGUGGGAGAUGCUCUGCAGCGCCUUCUGCCCUCUUUGCCCAGCUGAGCUGUGCUCAAACAAGGCGGCUGGCGGUUCUUAGCAGGGGCUCGCGAAGCCCAACCUGAGAAAACGCAAACCGCUUAGCUUUCUUUCUUUCCUUCCUUCCUUUUCAAAACGUCUUUUUAAACGUUGCAUUGUUUCGGCGAACUUCAGUGAUUUUGCUCUCCGCGCAUCACAGUCUCUUAAAGGGGACUGUUUGGAGCUGGCUGAAAACUCGGGGAGUCAUCCCAGCAGAUUGAGGUUGUGGCUUCGGGCUCCCGCUGAUCGCACCCCACAUUUAACCCCCCCCCGCCCCAUUCGCAUGCUUGUCUCUCCGCCUGGCAUCUCGCAGUGCGCGUGGGCGGAGGAAGGGGGGUCCCACUCCCCUCGGCAGAGCAUGAAGCAUCGGCGCCCCCUGCAGCAGGGGGGGAUCCAGCGCACGCUUUUGGAGAGCCCGGCCAAGAAGCACGCCAGACGCGCCUCGGAGAGAGCUUGAGGGCGCGUGGUGCGCCACCUCCCUCCUGCCCGCGCCGCUGCGCUCCCGCCGCCUCUGCUGCCAGUCUACACACUUCCCACCCGCCACUGCCUUGCCUGCUGGAACCAGGGGUGCUCAGACCCUCGCAGGAUAGGCAAUCGGCCCAUCCAGCCAAAACAGAGACGCCUCCCAGAAAUGGACUGAUCUCUGUGUGACGAUGUGGAGCUUUUGACAGCAGCCUGCACCUCUCAGGACCAUGUGACAGGUGCCAUUUGAGAUAGUUUCAGAGCCCAGCGCACCCUUCACUGAACAGUUUGAUGGAGAAUCGGUCGGAUGACAGCAGGAACUGUUGUAAUCACUGGAGGAAUACUAGCGACCGUGAUCUUACUGUGUAUCAUUGCUGUUCUGUGCUAUUGUAGGCUACAGUAUUAUUGCUGCAAGAAGGAUGACACUGAUGAAGAGGAAGAGGAGGAAGAGGAGGAGGAGCAGGAGGAGACUGACCUUCCUUCGCACUCGCACUAUGCCAUGUGCAACGCUUGCAACUCUCGCAUCAUGGACGGGCAGGGCAACUCCUCUUUCCCUCCCCAUGAGAUUAACAAGCCAGGCAAUCGGAACCAUUGCCCGACCUGCUCCCCCUAUGGCUCCCCCUUUUACAUACGGACCGCUGACCUGGUGCGUAACGGGGGCGAGAGGAUCACCUACAUGCCUACAUGCUGCAAAGAAAUGGGGCUGCCCCUCAAAAUGGCUGGCCUCCAGAGUUUCCCGGUGACCCAUCACCAUUGCAUCAUCCACGAGACCUUUCCCAACUCGAGGGCUUUCAGUACAGAAGUCUGAUCACAAUCGGUUACGGCCGUAGGGUGCUUCGGUUUGAUCCCCUUGGGGCAGCGGGGAUUGCUACGGAAACCUUUCAACAAAAACGGAACGUGCAUCUAAGACCCAACAUUGUUCCCGAUCGCCGCAGCAAGGCUCUUCUUACUAAGAGGGAAAGUGGUGACAUUGCGCCCAAGACAUUGAACUUGGCGGUUUCUGAACCUGCAAACAGUGUUGGGUCCACUGAAGGGUCUUGUCUAAGGAGGGCUAUGUACAGUACAAACUAACUUGUAUUUAAACACUCUUCCAGGUUCACCCUGACCCCCACAAACAUAUUUGGUGUCUACCUGUAGAAAUCCCUACUUGUCCCUCUCUCUCUCUCCAAAGCAAUAGCUACUGGUCUCCCUUGACAGGUCAUAUGAGUGCAUACUAAGUCAGCCAACACACCAUUUAUUGUACACUGUCCUACCCAGUAAUGAUGGUGGCAUUAGCGAGAAGGAUGGCAAAAUCCUUGCUAAACUCACUUCCAGUGCUGCUGUUCAUUGGAAGUAGAGAGGAGGAAAACAAAUAAAUGGAAUUAAUAUCCUUGUAAUAUAAUAGUUACAAACGGAAUGCUAUUCUCUGUACUAGAAUGUAAAAAUAGGUGAACCAUUCUCUGCUUAUUACACAAACACACACACACACACACACACACACAAGCACGUAAUAUGCAAAAGAUAAAGGAAAGGAACUGGGAGAUUGGGAAGUGGUGCAAUUACUAGCAUUCUGCAUUUGGGUGGCUUUUCUAUUGCAAAAAAAAAAAAAAGACUCUGUUCUCUCAAUUUCCUUAACUCUCACAGGCUUUCAUAGACAUGAUGACUUCUGACAUCCACAAACUGCACCACUGAGGAGUUAGUGGCCUCUCGUCCACCUCCCUUUCCCUAGUAUUCGAAGCCCAUGUUUAGGGCAACCUCCUGAUACACCUUUGAUGAAACUGCAAAAUAUAAUAUUUUUUUAUAAGUAAGUCCUGAUAUGGAAUGCGGAGGAUGACGACAAACCAUGUUUCACAAGGCUAAGGAGGGCCAUGGGUGAAGUGAGUGUUGAAAGCUAAUGCCAAGCCUGACAGCUUCAUGAAAGUUGCAAGACAAGAUCAUGCGCCUCUUUAAAAAGAACUCUGGAUUUGCAGAAGGAUUUGUACUGGGUUGCGUUAUGGAUUUGUUUCUCUUACAAUGUUUGCAAUUUCA